Molecule: messenger RNA, 812 nt
Organism: Coturnix japonica (Japanese quail)
Lineage: Eukaryota; Metazoa; Chordata; Aves; Galliformes; Phasianidae
Product: mid1-interacting protein 1A
Biological process (GO): regulation of lipid biosynthetic process
Cellular component (GO): cytosol
Source: RefSeq, a predicted model, not a curated record
AGGGCCAGGCAGCAGCAGGACACAAGGAGAGCCGAAGUGCAGGACCAUGGAGCAGUACUUCUCGGCCACGCAGAAGAUGGAGCAGGAGGUGAUGUUCCCCAGCCUGCUCAGAGGGGUCUUCCCACAGGAUGGGGCUGACCCAGCCACCAGCGGCUCCGCGGACCUCUACGAGCGCUACCAGCUCCUCAAGGCCAUCAAGCCCAUGGUGGAGCGAGGCCUGGCCUCCGUCACUGAUCAGAGCCCCACCAGCAAUGACGACGCCAACGCAGCCCCAGAUGAUGGCAUAGAUGGGAAUCUGGAGGAGCGGCUGUCCCACCAUAUGAAUGGCUUGCAGCAGGUUCUGACCGACCUCACCAAAAACACCAAAGCUCUCACCCGGAGGUACAGCCAGAUCCUGGAGGAGAUCAACCUCGGUGAAGGUCAGAGCAGCUCGUGAGCCUGCACACAGAGACUCCAAGGGUGAUCUGAUGUUUGCAGCCCAGUGGCAGCUUUACUUCUGUGUCGAGUCCCACCGAGGAACGUCUUUCACGACCAGCACAGAGCUUGGCUGUACCGUCCAAGGUGCCACAUGGUUGAUCCUCCUGGCAAACCUCACUGCUUUGUUUCCCCUUCAUUCCUGGGGAAUUGCCUUGCAGCAGGCAGGGCAAAAAAUGAGUGUUCUCUGUUACUGCUUCCUAGAAGGCGUCUGUAACCUUGAAACAAUGCUUUUGUUCCGCGUGUGCCUAAACCACCUCCCCACUGGUUUCUUUUAUAAUGUCACCAGUUCCCAAAGUCAGUGAUCUGAAAUAAAAUGCAAAGCCUUGAGCAAAUGA